This is a messenger RNA of Trichomonas vaginalis G3, 612 nucleotides long. RefSeq names its product MULE transposase domain-containing protein. The annotation marks the transcript as partial. The transcript has a single exon. NCBI's taxonomy places the organism in Eukaryota, Parabasalia, Trichomonadida, Trichomonadidae. The record is from RefSeq and is a predicted model, not a curated record.
AUGUUUCAACAAUCUACAGAUGCUUUAAAAAAGUUUUCUAAACGCCUUCAUGCAAUCAAUACCCGUUUCUCAGCGGAUGAUGUUACAUCUCUUGCAAUUUUUGUCGACAUGGUUAAGAGUCAUUCUCCGGAUGAUCUCAUCGAGUUUAUUCACGAGCCAGAUCGUAUGAUUUUCUAUUACGCCCCAUUCGAAGCAAAUGCUUUUUCACAUCAAAUACAAACUUAUCACAUUGAUUCCACUUAUAAGCUCUUGCGCUCUCGCAUACCAUUUUAUGCCGUCACUGGCAAAUUCGCGGAAUCAAUUAUUUUUCCGUUUUUGUAUUUUUUCGUUUGGCCCGACACAAGUGAAAAUAUACAAGUUUGUCUCACAGCAUAUUUUGGCUCCAUCAAUCGCGAACCAUCUUAUUUUGCAAUGGACUGCGCACCUCAAAUCACAAAUGCUGUUGAAACAGCCAUCCCCUUAUGCCAGAUCAUUUGGUGUGGCGUUCAUGUGUUGCGCGCUGUCAUGAGAAAGGCUGAAAAGUUUCAAGAUCGUUCCAACUUCGAAACUUUCUAUAACUUAAUGAAGUUAUUGGUCUUUGGUUCUGAAGAGGAAGAAAUUGAUCCUGAUGAA